AUGGAAGAUUAUACCAGAGUGUACACAAGGAAACCAUGGGUCAUCAUGGACCACUACCUAACGGUGAGGCAAUGGGAACCAAAUUUCAAACCAUCGGAAGCACUUGAAACCACAACCGCACUCUGGGUCCGGUUUCCAGAGCUUCCGAUCGAGUACUACCAAGAUAAAGUCUUAUAUGCCAUUGCAAAAUCAAUUGGUAAGCCUCUCAAAAUCGACUGGACAAUAGCUAUGGCAACCAGGGGGAAAUUUUCCUGGAUUUGUGUCGAGAUGGACCUCACCAAACCUCUAAAACCUAAGUUUAUUUUGGAAGGUCGGUACUACAAUAUAGAAUAUGAAUCUUUACACUCAUUUUGCUUCCUUUGUAAGAGACUUGACCACCGUAAGGAAGCAUAUCGAUUCAAGGAACCACCUAGUCCACUAUCGGCAAAGAAUCUAGACGUUUCCAGUGAGCAAACUCUGCCCACUGGUACCGCUAAAUCCAAUGGUAACCUGUAA
Camellia sinensis is the source of this 495-nucleotide messenger RNA. RefSeq lists its product as uncharacterized. Lineage: Eukaryota; Viridiplantae; Streptophyta; Magnoliopsida; Ericales; Theaceae. The record is from RefSeq and is a predicted model, not a curated record.